UGUCUGGCUUGUUUCCACGGUGUGAAGGGCAUCACCUCAAACUCCCUUGACAACAAGAUGAGACAACUCAAGGAACAUGGUCAGGUUCUUGGCAGGAUUCAUCCUGGGUUCUAUGACAUCAGGAAGAGAUUGAAGGAAGAUCUUGAGAGAAUGUUGGCUGAGAGACGAUGAGGAGUCAAGAAGAUGACGGCCGGUAAACGUCUCAAGUCAAGUGAUGGUACAUGUACACAAUAAACAAUGAAGAUGACACCCAGCUCUCUCAUCUUGUGGAGCCUUGCUUCGUUGACCAACCGCCACGCCCAGUCUGGUCACCAUGGCAACUGAACAGCCUCAGGCCCCGCCUCCAGCAGCCAUUGGUCAAGAUCGCCGCUUACCAAUUCCAAUCAGCAAUGAGCGUAGUCGAGGGCAAUGCAAGACACCUGUCAGCUUUGUUGUUGUACCUGUCAGUGAUCUGUGUUACCCUGUUGGUUCACCAGGGAGUAGCAUCUGGGCUUAUACACCAGGGAGCAGCGGUGACUGGAUCCCAAGUAGCAACUUAGAGGACAUACCAGGCACAGCCGCUAACAGGAUGUCUAACUUCCCCCAUCAAGACACUGUCAAGAGAGGAUGGCUACCUAAUGAACAAAGACACCAAAUCCUGUCACACAAGGCCAAUGGAUGGUUGGUUCAUUUACACUGAGUUUGAAAGUGGUAGGAUUCUUAGGAAUCUAGUGCCAGAGAUGAAGCGGAAGCCACAACGAAGCCGGGUUUUCAUAAACACCUCAAAAAGUUGCUCACUCAUCUCGUGGAGCCUUGCUUUGUUCAUCAACUGCCACGCCCGGUCUGGUCACCAUGGCAACUGAACAGCCUCAGGCCCCGCCUCCAGCAGCCAUUAGCCGAGAUCGUCGCUUAUUAAUUCCAAUCAGCAAUGAGCGUAGUCGAGGGCAACGCAAGACACCUGUCAGCUUUGUUGUUGUACCUGUCAGUGAUCUGGGUUACCCUGUUGGUUCACCAGGGAGUAGCAUCUGGGCUUAUACACCAGGGAGCAGCGGUGACUGGAUCCCAAGUAGCAACUUAGAGGACAUACCAGGCACAGCAGCUAACAGGAUGCCUUACUUCCCCCAUCAAGACACUGUCAAGAGAGGAUGGCUUCCAAAUGAACAAACACCUGUCAGCCGGUUUGGUGAGCAACAUGAGCCAAUGUCUGGCAUGCAUCAUAACAUGGCCAUGGGAGAUGGGGGAGGGGUGACAGCUCAUGGAAUGGCAGGAACGGUCUGGAACCCUGUAGCCACCAUGCAACUUCAUGGCACCAAUCCAAAGGUUUGGGGAGCAUCACGGAGCCAGUCAGUCAUGUGACAUGAGAACACCUCUCCAUCCAUUCCUAUAGAGGGCGCUGUUCGUCACAGCUGCAGCAUCCACAAGAGAUAGUUAAGUUAAUUAAUUUUUCUUAGAUGGCCAACAGCCAUAGAGGGUGCCAUAAUGCUAUCUGGUUUGUUCACAGACAUAUUAACACAUAGACCGCCAGUCGUGCGUGUGAAACAGUGAUUUAAUAAUUGGGCAAAAUGUUUGUUGACAGCGCGCAUAACUGCGAUGCCACUCAAUGCGCCAACGCGCUUAGUACAGUACAUACAUUGAAAUACAGUUCAUAAAUUAUUUUUGUAAAGGCUGUAUUACCCAAAAGUUGCUUGAAAAUGUUGGAUACGGUAUUGUUUUUAAUCUACGGAAAUCAUAUUUAGUUCACAAGGAAUUGGUUUACAAUCAAAAACUAACUUCACAAUUUUUUUUUACAUGUUUGACAGGAAUUCUUCAACUGUGUGUAAAAACCCUAUAUACAUGAUAUACCGAGAGGUGAAUUUCCCAAUAGUUUUGAUUUUAGUCGGGCGCUAGGCAAAUCACGAAAUGCUCAUGUAGUUUGAAUAGAACCUGGUAGUCUAUGCAUUUAAGUCUGUGGGUUUGUUGCCUUAACUAACAAAAGAGCUGACGGCAUAAUUCAGAGAAAAGAAUGAAAACAAAAUAAUUACGCCUUGGAAUAAAAAAAAUUGUAUGAAUUCUGUGGAAUUGAAGAUGAUUGUAAACUGCGAGUAGUUUGUAUUUAACUUUAUUUAUGUUAGGCCAAAAAAAAAAA
Molecule: messenger RNA, 2104 nt
Organism: Patiria miniata (bat star)
Lineage: Eukaryota; Metazoa; Echinodermata; Asteroidea; Valvatida; Asterinidae
Exons: 9
Coding region: 832-1335 (167 amino acids)
Source: RefSeq, a predicted model, not a curated record